Aphis gossypii (cotton aphid) is the source of this 2093-nucleotide messenger RNA. RefSeq names its product gustatory receptor for sugar taste 43a-like. Gene Ontology annotation, biological process: sensory perception of taste. The transcript has 6 exons. Lineage: Eukaryota; Metazoa; Arthropoda; Insecta; Hemiptera; Aphididae. The coding region runs from base 188 to 1432 and encodes 414 amino acids. The record is from RefSeq and is a predicted model, not a curated record. Gene Ontology annotation, cellular component: neuronal cell body; membrane; dendrite.
UUUACAGUAUAUUUUCAUGGAUAGGUAGUGCUUUUUCCUUGGAUAUUUUUUCCUCGGUUAUUUCCACCGAAUAUCGGACUUUGAAAACCGCGGUUUGUUAUUGCAGCGUCUUACCAAACAUAUUCUUAAACAUUUUUUUGCAUAGUAUUACCGCGACAUCGUGCCAUAUACGAUCGCGAACGACGGCAUGUACGGCUUUUCAAAGGUCCUGCUGAGGGUGUGGCAAUGCAUGUUAAUCGCACCGGUGACACUGCGGCGGAAACCGGCCAGCGGUGACGCAAAACCCCAAUCACACUAUGCGUUCCGUGUCUGGUGGUACGUGUUCAACUUGGCCGUGUUGGCCGUGUGCCUGGCCAGCGGCGUGUGGACCGUAGCGGAGGACACGCGCGCGUCCACGGCCGGCCGGUCGGUGCGCAUACAGAACACGUCCUCGGCCAUCGUCACCUCGCUCCAGGUGACGCUCAUGUGCUUGGUGUGCACGCUGGCAGUCGCGUGCUCCGCGGACCGGCACCCUAUGCUGUUGGACAUCGAGCGGCACCUGAACCGCACGGACGCCGUGCUCCGGGUGUCCGCCGUCCAGUCGGUGGCCAGGUACACGCCGGUGCUGGUCACGUUCCACGCGGCCCUGUUCGUCGUUGACGGUUACUCGUGGUACACGCUCAGCCCUGCCACGUGGACGUACUGCGUGUGCUACGUGUACAUGUCCAUCGAUCUGGCCACCAUGCUCAUGUACGCACAGAUCGCUUGGAACAUCGGGCGCCGGUUCGAAGACAUCAACGCUGCGAUCGAGUACAAGCUCGUGGGCAUCCAGACGACGAUGUCCGAUCGCGGCAAUAACUGUCGGCCCUCGAAACCGGCGUGGAAGUUCGCCGGCCAUACCACGGUCGUCGUGUCUUCCAAUCCGUUGGCCUCGACCGACUGCCGAUACGAUCCAAAAAAUGUUUCAAUCGCAAAAUUACAAGAUCUGCACUGGAGUCUUUGUAAUAGUAUCAAAAUAGUCAAUGAUAAAUUUGGCUGGCAAUUAUUACUACAGUUGUUCUGCAAUUGUGUGCAACUAAUUGUGACUCCAUAUUUUAUGAUUAUAAAUUUAUUUUACCCGGUGAUUUAUGGUUCUACAGAUAUUAAAUUCAUUCUAAUCCAAGUUGUUUGGGUGUUGACCCAUUUGAGUCAUUUAUUAUUAAUCGUAUUGCCCACAUCGUAUGCUACUAGAAAAGGUGAAAAAACUGCCGAGAUCAUAUGUAAAUAUUUAACUAUUGAUAUUGAACCAGGUGAUAUGAAACAGUUGGAAAUAUUCGUUCUUCAAUUACAAAAGUAUGCGAUCGAUUUUUCAGCUUGUGGAAUUGUAAAUUUACAUCGAUCCACUAUUACAACGAUUAUCGGAACCGCACUCACUUAUUUGGUGAUCUUAAUUCAAUUCCAAAACUCCGACUAGAAAAAUCAAUAAAAAUACAAGUAGUGUAUAUUAGGUACUAUGUAAAUUGGUCACGAUCGGAUUCACGCACAGAUUACAAGAAUGAUGAAUUUAAAAUACCAUAACAUUUAGAGUAUUUUUAUUGGUAGUUUGGUCUUUAAAAAUUUCUCAAAAUUGCUUGAUGAUCACCUGAUUGAUACAUUUAUAAUGUAUAGUCAUUUAAAAAUUGAAAAUUAAGUUUUAAUAGCCAAUAUAUUUGGCCAUAUAUUUAUGUAGUGCCUAUACCCACGGCUGAGUCAUGUAUUAUCGUAAAUUUAAUAAAUAAAUAAAAUAAAAACCGAAGAAAUGACUAUGUGAGUAAUGAGUAUACGCAGGAUACCCUCAUGCACCACUCAUGACUAUCAUUAUAUUAAAUUUAUGUCUGAAUUAGAUUUAAUAAUAUAUAUUAUGAGUAUAUCAUUAUAGCAACAGACGUCCUAGUUGGUUCCGAUCAUGAGAUUUUUCCAUAACGUAUUACGUAGUUGUCAUGGUCGAGCGAUUCUGAUUUUCUGAAUCAAGGACGAAGGAGGUCGAAAUAUAACCUAUGUACAAAAUAUGUGAAAAAUAUUUUUAUGUGUCACGUUAAAAUCGAAUUUCAAAUUUGUUGUCAUCGCUUUGAAAAUAUCAAGAAUCACUGUCAAUG